Molecule: messenger RNA, 2239 nt
Organism: Parnassius mnemosyne (clouded apollo)
Lineage: Eukaryota; Metazoa; Arthropoda; Insecta; Lepidoptera; Papilionidae
Source: the annotation of a GenBank genome assembly
AAACAAAAUUGACUUCAACGCUCACACUUAAUUUCUUUUCCUUUCUUUUCUUAUGAGACUUAGUUACGUAUAUUAAGGUUUUUUAUUAGAGCUUUAUGUUAAUAAAUGCUGUUGAGAUCUAUAGUAGGUAAUUUAUUUAAAUACAAACCACCGAUAAAAAUAUUUGCAGCUGCGAUGUCUUCAAAACCUCUUAGCCUUGAAACACUGACAAAACUGCGGGAGAACUUCUAUGCAGAUCCUAAGAAUGAGUUGGCCCAGAAUGCAUGCACCCGCUUUGAUCCCUUUGAAGUUGCCAUUAGUAGAAAGAAGGCUGAUAGUACAUUACAUGUAUAUAACAUCAAAGUAAGUACCCCUAAAGUUUUCCCAUAGUGGAACAGUGUAUAUACAACCACCAGGCACCAGCUCCUUUGUUUAUAGAGUCAUUAUUACUAGAGCAGAUUUAUUUGUUCAUCCUGCUACAAUGUAGUGGUGUGAAAUUUGACAAAUUUGAUUCAGUAAAUACUGAGCUGCGUGAAAUUAUAAAUUCGAAAAAAACUUUGAAAUAAUAAAAUCCCUUUAUAAAGUUACAAUAUUUAUAUUGUCAAUAACGUAAUGUUUACUGCUGGGUGCAAAACAAAAUCUGCCGCACUGCCACAAAAUAAAUUAUAGUGUUAAGUGAAUCCACUACCCCAUCUCAUUGCAUGGAUGUUGUAAGAGGCAAAAGAAGGAAACUGAAACUGCUGCUGCAGCAUCUCCAUUAUAACAACUGAUAAUAUUAAAAAACUGCAGUUUUGGCAACCUGUCUUUAAGUGUGGCAACUAUUGAAAAUACCUGAUGCAAUUUAUGGAGGAAACUUAUGUUUAGCAGUGGACUUUAAUGGGCUGUAAUGAUGAUAAUGAGGAUGAUGAUCAUGGCAUGCCUGCAAAUAUAUUUUAUUAUAUUUUUGAAACAUGCAUAUUUUCUCACAAUGUUUUCCUUAAUUGCUGAGCAUGAUGUGCUAAUCAGGUCAUAAAAUUAUAAUUUAAUAUAUCAACACUGUGUUAUCACACAAACUUCAAAAUUCUUGGCUCUUGUAUGCCUUAUAUUAUCAAUUUAUGUUUUAUAUAAAAAAAUAAGGGUGACAAUGCAAAUGCCCUACGGCAAAUUUUAUAUUUAUAUUUAACAGGAAUGAUUCCUUUUUGAUAAAGUUUUACAAGAUCUCUUUUUUAACAUUGUAAAUGAAAGCAAAGAAGAAUACAAGGUAGGUCUUUGAUAUAGUUUCAAGUGCUGAUUUACCAUGUGCUCGACGGUGAAGCCUGCAUGUCUGAGAAAUUAAAAAAUAUAUUUCAAAGACAUGUGAAGACUUGUAGCUCUCAGAAUGGAGAGUGGCACGAUUGGCGGAGAGAUUGCGGCUAUUUCACGCUGGUAUUCUGUGAGAGUUUGGUCUUUCCCGGUUGAGACGACCAUUCAUACUACUGUGGCGGCUCUGUCAUCUAUCAUAAUAUUCUAUUAACUAAUAUUCUAAUAUCGAAGCCUAAAUCGCGCUAUCAAAGUUCCGAAGUACUGCGUGUAUAUUAUAUAGAAUAGUUCCGAACUACCACAUGCACCAUUAGCUGCUCCCCAGGCCAAUCACCUUGCCCGGCGGAAGAUCUCCCUUUUCCUUCCACGGCCAAAGUGGUGACUAACCAACAUGAUCUGAACCCGCAACCAACAGCCUUCGGAAACUACAACUUCAAGCCUUCGUCAUUAUCCUCAAGAAUUUUCGAUCGUGUAAAUCGUCUUCUGUAGUCCUUCAGUUCCUGCAAGCCACCAAGCCAGUCCCCACUUGUCUUCAUCUCGACUCACCGCAGAUUAUAAGGCAGACUUCUGGCACUUGCUUGACUCAUUGUUCUCACCAGCAUCACUUGCAACUGCAGAGUAUGGCAUGCUUAAUAUCGUUCGCACCGGCGUCAAUUAUCAUUACGCACACAGCAUGUUUUCCCCACCGGCAUCAAAGACGCAGCGGCUAUCGGGUUGCACCAUCGGCCUCCAGUCUGACUACUGCUCAGACCGAUCUGAACAGGGGGGUGAUGUGGGCGGCGCUGUCAUCGAGCCACAAGCGAAAUGCACCGAAGCCUAAAUCGCGCUAUCAAAAUUCCGAAGUACUGUGGGUAUUUAAUAGAAUAGCUCCGAACUAUCACACGGAGCAUAGGAGAUCUCCCCUAUUCCCAAACUACCACCAUAGUAUAACUGCAGCAUCACUCAUAAUGUAUAUUUAAUCAACACAUAAUAUAUGUUUAAU